This is a messenger RNA of Schistosoma margrebowiei, 4025 nucleotides long. Lineage: Eukaryota; Metazoa; Platyhelminthes; Trematoda; Strigeidida; Schistosomatidae. The record is from the annotation of a GenBank genome assembly.
AUGAUCUCGUCACAAGUCUAUUGAUUUUUUCGCUAUUGAACAUAAUCAGUUUUUUUUGUUUACGCGGUAUUUUGUUCCUUGGAACAUGAUGUCGAGUGGUGUUAGAUAUUCCGAAGGGAAUGAUUCUAAUUGUUCCAGUACAUUUAACAAAAAAAUAUCAGAAUGCGAACCACUUCCAGAUUACCAUUUUUUCUGUCAACUUGCCCAUGGAAGCCCUACCGGAAUUAUACAUGGUUUUACUACAGUCCGUCAGCUCCACACGAAAAUAUCGGAGUGUUUUGAUAUAAAUCCAUCUCAGAUCAUGUAUUGUACACGUAAUACACAUAAAUUAGAUAUGGAUAAAUUAUUAAGUUAUGAAAUUGGUUUAAAUGAUUUUUUAUUUGCACAUAUUAAAGGACAACCAAAAGAGAUUAAAAUACGUAAAACAAGUGAAUCAUUUGGUUUAACAUUAACAGAUAAUGGUUGUGGUGUAGUCAUUAUAAAACGUAUUAAACCUGGAAGUUUUAUGGAUAAAGUAUCUAAAGCAUGUCAUGGUUUAAUACAACCUGGUGAUCAAAUUGAAAAAAUUGAUGAUAUUUCAUUUAAUGGUCGACGUCAUUAUCAUGUAGCAUCUUAUUUACAAAAUAUUCCUAUAACAAAUGUAUUUUGUUUACGAUUAAUUUCACCAGAACGUUGUCCUAUGUAUAUGAUAAGUUCACGUUCAGAAGGUAGAAAUAAUCAUGUUGGAUCAGGUAAACGAACUAUACGUUUUAAACAAGAUGGAAAUUUAGAAGAAAAUGAGAUUGUUGAUGUUGAAAUUGAAGGAAUUCAAAGAAUUAAUGAAAUACUUGGUGAUAGUCUUGGUUUUGAAGAUAAUGAACUUGCUAGAAGCUGGUUGUUGCUAAUGGUAUCCGGCCAAUGGUUGUUGAGUAUCUUGCAUAGACAACUAUUUAUAAAUAUUUACAACUUCUUGAUGAUGGUUGUAGUAGUUCUUCAAGUUUCAGCUUCAUACAUUAAAACUGUCUUAACGUUCAUAUUGACGAUUUUGACUUUGAUAUUAGUUGACAGAAAUAUGUUUUGAAUUCUAUACAAUAUACAUUGUUAGUUGGUUGCUAACUAUAAAUAAACAUUUUUUAAUUAUUGAUUCCUGUCAAGUACACAGAUCAUGAAAAACAAAAAGAAAACAACUUCACAUCCACAUAUUUCUCACAUAUUCAAUCAUCAAACUCCGUAUGCUAUCGGUUAUUAAUCUUAGUUACAUACCUAACUUUAUUACUCAUAUAGAUCCGUCAUUGUCAAAUCGAAACCAUUGAUUAUUCAACUAUACUACCAUCUUUUCCUUUACACAAUAAAAAUUGUUACUUCCAUUGUUUUGUUCACUGGAAUUCAUAAUGAACGACAUAAGUGUAAUAUAUAAAUAAUUAAAAGAAAAACAUUUGAAAGAAAAACAACAAAAAAGAGAGAAAGAAAAAAGAGAGAAAAGAAAUGCAAUUAAAUCGUUAAUGGUUUAGUUUCUCCUACUUAACAACAGUAUUAUUAAUGAUAAAAUGGAAUAGUUUAAUUGAAUUCAAUAUGAUACAUCAUCAUAUUAUAUAAUAAGUAAUACAUAAUAAAAUGUAUCCAUCAUAAGUAAAUUGACUGAGAGUAUUUCUAUUCAUAAGAAUAAAUAAAUACUAAAUUCAUUCUUUAUUUAUAUUAAUAAAACUAUUGGUAUGUGAAAUUGAAAUUAGAUCAUCAUGGAAAAUCUGGAAACAUUGGACGAUUGUUUCAUUCUAUUGUGGGACUACUCAACAGUGCGUAUCUACGAUCUCGCCUCGCAAGAUUCGAACCCAGGACCUAUUACUCUCGUGUGUAAACGGUUUACCUCUAGACUACUGAGCUGGCUGGUAUCCAACAGUGUUAAUGUCUAAAUUCAAGUAAUCCACCAAAUUGAGCGAUACAUCCACUAUUGUCUUCAUUGAGUUACUAUUUCAUAACAGACCGAUUGAACUUCACUGGUCACUGCUUCUCACUAGAACUUCAGGAAAUACUUCUUAAAGCUAGUUACUAAUGAGCAUAUGUUGAUUCAUAUCAUAAGGGUUAAUAGUAAUAUGGUAAAAACAAAAAUGUAAAGAAAAUUUUGUAAAUAAAAUGCAUAGUAGGAGAAUAUCAUCUUGUCAAUUGAGAUAAUAAUGAUAAUAAUAAUAUUGUUGUGUGAAUAUAACAUGUAAUAAGAGGGAUGUUAUCACGGUAAUUACGAUAAACGAAUUGAGAAUGAUAGAUGUGAAGAUUAAGAUAGAGGUAAUCAGAAAAAAAGAAGGGGGCAAGAUGUUUAUAAUAUUCAGUUGAGGUAUUCGGUGAUCUAGUCGUAGGUCAAGGUAAAUGUAGAUGCUGGAUAUAAGUUUGGUUUUCUGGAGUUGAUCUAGAUGACUUAGACUGUGUAGACUAACCGUGAUGUAAAUCCUUGAGGUACAUAUUUUGGAACUUGAGAUAAAGCAGAGAAAGCUUCCUCUAUUUUAAUAUGAUGUUCAUUAUCUACAAAGUGAGAAAGGAUAGUGCUGUUGUUCGAUUUAGUGACUCCUUUUCCUAACCAUGCUGGUACAUAUUCACGAACACAAAAAAAUGAAGCCCUGUGAGUACGGUCUAGGUAAUUAGCUCCACAGGAUCAAUUGAAUCGGUAUACACACAUAUUAUAUUGACUGAUAAACAUCGUGAGGCUAUCCGCAAAUCAAAAGUGAAUGAACACACUCUUCGCACUAAAUAUAAUAAUGGAUAGGACAUCGUAAUUCUGAACAAGUUAGAUUACAUAGAUAAGAUAAAUUCCUUACUGAGUGAUCAAACCAAAUUCUAAAAGCUUGUGUCAUAUAAAAACCUCAACAAAAAGACCGAACGUCAACGAACUUCAGCAUUAGAAAUUUUUAAAUCAACACCAAUACAUCUCUGAGCAUAUCUGUUAUGGGCUCAAGCCUUUAGAACACAUACCUCUUGACUUUGUGACGCACUUAUGCGAGACACAUAAGUCAAGGGUUCAAAUCCCAACUAGACCACUGACUUGGUCGGUAUUCAUCAGUGUUAAUGUCUAACUUCAACCAAUCCACGAAGUCGCACUAUCAUACACCAUUGUCUUUAGUGAAUUGAUAUCUCACAACAAACCUGGUUGAACUUCAAUAUCAUAUCAUUUUCAAAAGAUAUUUUCAUUUUUAAUCUCAUGUUUAUUGUUAUUUGUUCUGUUGUUUUGUUUGUUUUGUUUUUCUUUUUGUUUUUCUCUUUUCUUUCUUUCCUUUCGAUAAUUAGCAUUCUAUUUAUAUAAAUUAGCUAAAUCAUCAUUAAAUCCAAAUGAUUUAGAACAACAUAUGAAUAGAAAUAAUAAAUUAUUUGAAUUUAUAUUACCUAAAACAUUAAUUCAUUUAUUAUGGAAAACUGCUCAUUUCAAUGAUACAUAUUAAUCAUAUUAAAUAUAAUGAUCAUUAUCAUUGAAAGUUUUAUGAUAAAUGAAUUGAAUGAAUAUUAUAUGAUAUGAUAGUGGUUUAUGAAUAAAUCUACAAUUCCAUGUAUGUGAUAAUAUAGAAUAGUUAAAUCAGAAUUUUCACUACCGGUGAAAAGAAGACAUUACUAUCUCUUAAUCACUCACUCCCUCUCUCGCUCCCGUUAUCCUUCACCCGAUUCUUCUACAUGCGCUCUUUUUCACUAUCUCAUGUCUAACCGUUCCGCAUUACUCUCUCUCACUCUCUUUCUCUCUCUCUCUAUAUAUAUAUAUCUCCUUAUCCUUCCCCUAUCCUUUUGCCUGCGUUCUAUUUCUCUAUCCCUCGUCUGCACUUCUAGGCGCUCUCAUUCUCCCUCUAUCCCUCGCUUGCUUUUCUAUGUUCUCUUUUUCUUUCUUUGUUAUUUGUAAUUAUAAGUAUAGAAAAUAGUUUAAUUGAAAAUGCUUUAUUAAACGAUGUAUAAUUUUUAACGCUUUUAAUAUGAACAUAUAUAUUGAAUGAUAUUAUUUGAAUGCAUAAUUUAUUUGAUUAUUGUGUGUACAUUUCAAUUUAUAUAUGAAUAAUAAUAUUUAUUCAAUUAAUUAA